Messenger RNA from Cylicostephanus goldi, 489 nucleotides. The record is from the annotation of a GenBank genome assembly. NCBI's taxonomy places the organism in Eukaryota, Metazoa, Nematoda, Chromadorea, Rhabditida, Strongylidae.
AUGCAUCCAUUUCUUCCUUAUGUAAUUAUUUCAGAUGUACAUGAGACGAUAUCACAUGUGCUUUUGUCAAAUAUUAAACCGGAAAACAUCAAAUCCAAUUUACGCAAAUUCACUAAAGAGCCUCAUUUGGCCGGGACGGAAGCUAAUAAGCGAGUUGCUCAUGAUAUAGCUCAACUAUGGAGCGAUUUUGGAUUGGAAGAUGUCCACACCGUUCCCUACGAAGUUCUGCUCUCGUAUCCUGAUUUCAAUACUCCAAACCGCAUAACUAUCAUGGACGGUGAAGGUAGAGAGGUCUUCAGGAGUUCAGGUGUAAGCCCAGUCAUAAUUCCUGAUGAACAAGGAGGAAAAUACGCCGGUCAUCAAUGGUUAGCCUAUUCUGCCCCUGGAAGAGUCACUGCUGAGGUGGUAUACUGUAAUCGAGGACUCAAACAAGAUUUUGACAAUUUAAAAAGGAUGGGAAUCGACCUAAAGGUCAGUAGCUGUUAUUAA